Messenger RNA from Orbicella faveolata, 861 nucleotides. RefSeq names its product N-acetyllactosaminide beta-1,6-N-acetylglucosaminyl-transferase-like. Lineage: Eukaryota; Metazoa; Cnidaria; Anthozoa; Scleractinia; Merulinidae. The record is from RefSeq and is a predicted model, not a curated record.
AUGCCUCACAAUACCUAUUGUAUCCACGUGGAUGUAAAAUCGUCAGAUACUUUUCGCAAUGCAAUGAAGGCUAUGACUGAUUGCUUAGAUAAUGUCUUCUUUACCAGUAAACGAGUUGAUCUCGUAUGGGCCCAUGUUAGUACACUUUACGCUCAGCGCAACUGUUUAAGAGAGCUAAUGGAGAGCCCAGUUAAGUGGAAAUAUUUUAUGCACAUUUCAGGGCAGGAAUUACCCCUUUAUACAAAUGCUGAAAUUGUUCAUGCAUUGGCAAUGCUGAAUGGGUUUAACAACAUCGAAAGCUUUGCUAUUCCGCCAAACAACUGGGGCCGAAUGCAGUAUUCUCAUGAGUUAAUGAAAGUGAAAGGCCGAGAAUUUCAUAGAAGCUACAUAAUGAUAAGAACAGAGGUGACCAAACAGCCACCACCUUGGAGUAUUAACCUUCAAAAAGGCUCCAACUUUGUCGCCAUUACAAGAGAAGCAGCUAACUACAUUCUACACAACCAGGUGGCGAUAGACUUUUUAGACUGGCUAAAUGACACUGCUAAACCUGAUGAGACAUUCUAUUCAUCUCUCCAACAACAUCCGGGAUUCCCAGGUGGUAUCCAUGGUGAUCAGCCUGAGUGGAUUCUGCGUGCAGUGAGUUGGCAGAUGGAGAACACGUGUUAUGGCAGGUGGAUCCGGGGUGUGUGUUGGGUCACAAUGCGUGAUCUAAUCUGGAUUCUGGGUUCAACUAUGCGGCAGAAGCUUUUCGUAACAAAGAUUCCGUUUGAGUAUCGAGAUGAUCUCCUCAAGUGUUUGUCCAUAGCGAGAAGGACAAGGAAAUAUGGCCAGGAUGUAUUCCGUGUUUCUGGAGUGUUAUAA